AUUCUCCUGCUGCCAGACCGGAAGAACUGGGGGGAGAAAAAAAAAACCCUUCUAGAAAGCCUCUAUUAUCCCGUCAUUUCCAGAGCUGGCAAGCUGUGAUAUUAAAACGAGUCCAUAGAUCAAACGUGUGUCCUCUACACUAAACCAUGGGAACUGAUAAAAGGCUCAGUCGAGGUGAACGUAGUGGAAGAUAUGGUUCAGAUGGGAGGAGAGAUGAUAUAGACUGGCAUGAAAGACGAAGUAGAGAUGUGGAGAGGGAUUAUGACCGACGAUGGGGUGAUGAUAGACACCGAGAACGUUUUGAUGAGCGCAGAGACAGUCCAGAAAGGGGCCGAAAACGACGCAACAGUGACAGAUCUGAUGAUGAAUAUGAUGGGGAUUAUCUAGACCAGGACUACAAAAUGGAGCAAGAGGAGGAGAGCAAGACUAUUAUGUUAAGGGGUCUCUCUCUCCAUGUCACAGAGGAUGAUAUCCGCACAGCACUCGAGCAGCUACAGGGACCCCAGCCUGUGGACAUACGUUUGAUGAAGAAAAGGACAGGUAUAAGCCGAGGUUUCGCCUUCGUGGAGUUUUAUCACUUGCAAGAUUCUACCCGAUGGAUGGAGACCAAUCAGAACAAGUUGGUGAUCCAGGGGAAAAACAUUGCGGUGCACUACAGCAACAGGAGACAGAAGUUUGAAAACUGGCUUUGCAAUGCUUGUGGUCUGUACAAUUUUCGGAAGAGGCUGAAGUGUUUCAGGUGUGGAGCAGCAAAAGUUGAAGGAGAGUCUCCUGGGAUAAAUGGUUUAAAUGUAGAGUCUCAACAGCCAGGAGAUUACAACGGAGACACAAUAAUUUUGAGGAACAUUGCCCCCCUUUCAACCGUCGAUGGGAUUUUGAACAUAUUGGCUCCCUAUGCCAACCUGUCGGCAGGCAACAUCCGCCUCAUCAAAGACAAGCAAACAGGACAGAAUAGAGGCUUUGCCUUUGUUCAACUCACAUCUCCCUUGGAGGCUUCUCAGCUGCUCACCAUUCUCCAGAGCCUUCAGCCCCCUCUAAAACUGGAUGGAAAAACAAUCGGUGUGGAUUAUGCUAAGAGUGCUAGAAAAGACUCGGCACAGCCUGAUGGGAUCAGAGCCAGUGCUCUCUCUGUUGCCAGCACAGCCAUUGCUGCUGCUCAGUGGUCAUCCAGCCAGUUACAGCAGGGUUCAGGUGCCACUUCUGACUACAUUACUCUUCCAGAGAGCUUUGCACAGCAAAUACAGGGACAGAAUUAUCAAGUAUGGCAGCAGCAGCCAGAUGGAUUGUCUCCUGUGGUUGGAGAUGGAUUACUCGGAGCUGCUCCAGGAAUGAAGACUUUGAUCCCUGCGGCCACUGGUGUGGUCAUAUCCCAGACAGCUCAAGUUUUCCAACCUGUCAUUAUCAGCCAGCCUGCCAUACAGUCACAUCAACUAGCGAGGGCGCUUGAUGCAGUAAAACAGGCUGCUAGUGUUUGCACUGCAUCACUGGUAACACCAGUGAGUUCUGCUGUUGCAACUACGGUUUGUGCUGCCCCAGCUGCUAACGCAUCAGCUGUCCCUGAUACCUCCACAUACCAGUAUGAUGAGUCUUCAGGGUACUAUUAUGAUACACAGACUGGUCUGUACUAUGAUCCCAGCAGCCAGUACUACUAUAACUCGGAGACUCAGCAGUACCUCUACUGGGACAGUGAGAAACAGACGUAUGUCCCUGCGCCGUCAGACACAAGCACAGAACAAAUGUCCACAGCUAACACCACGGGAAGUUCAUCAGGCACCGGCACCACAAGCAAUAAAGAGCCCAAAGAGAAAAAGGAGAAGCCAAAAAGCAAGUCUGCACAGCAGAUUGCAAAGGACAUGGAACGAUGGGCAAAAAGCUUAAAUAAGCAAAAAGAAAGUUUUAAGAGCAGUUUCCAAGGCUUAGGACCAUAUAAGGAGGAAGACAAGAAAGAGUCUGCAGCUGCCGAUGCAGGUUUCUCCCUCUUCGAGAAGAAGCAAAUCGGAGGUUUUGAGAUGCCUGCCCUCAUGAAUGAACAAUUCAAGAUCACAGAGCAGGAGACCUCAGCUAAGAGUGGUCUGGUUGCUGCUUACAACGGGGACAGUGACCCAGAGGAGGGCAGCUCAGAUAGAGCAGCGGACGAGGAGGGAAAAAUAACAGACUGGAAGAAGAUGGUGUGUCUGUUGUGUCGACGGCAGUUCCCCACCAAAGAGGCUCUGCUGCGACACCAGCAGCUCUCUGACCUCCACAAGCAAAAUUUGGAAAUUCAGAGAAGAUCAAAGCUUUCAGAAGCUGAGCUGGAGGAGCUGGAGAGGAAAGAGACUGAGUUGAAAUACAGAGACAGAGCUGCAGAGAGGAGGGAGAAGUACGGUGUUCCAGAACCUCCUGCGCCUAAGAAGAAAUUUUAUCAACCUCCAACCCCAACAGUAAGCUAUGAACAGCCUACCAAAGACGGCCUUAUGAGCGAUAAUAUAGGGAACAAAAUGUUGCAAGCAAUGGGCUGGCAGGAGGGCAAAGGUCUGGGGCGCCACCAACAGGGCAUCACUACUCCCAUCUCGGCUUCAUUAAGGACCAAGGGCACAGGCUUGGGUAUUAAAGGGAGCUCGUAUGAACUCUCAGCAUCUGACACCUACAAAGAUGCUGUUCGUAAGGCUAUGUUUGCGCGCUUCACUGAGAUAGAGUGAACUGGAGAGAGAAAAGUG
Molecule: messenger RNA, 2696 nt
Organism: Xiphias gladius (swordfish)
Lineage: Eukaryota; Metazoa; Chordata; Actinopteri; Istiophoriformes; Xiphiidae
Product: RNA-binding protein 5-like
Exons: 25
Coding region: 147-2678 (843 amino acids)
Biological process (GO): mRNA splicing, via spliceosome
Cellular component (GO): nucleus
Molecular function (GO): RNA binding
Source: RefSeq, a predicted model, not a curated record